AUGUCAAAGGAGUUCUAUGAGGACAAGGACCUCGUUGAGAAGUACCGCGGCGUGUCUGUGGAGGUUCUCAGUGCUUUGUUCCCGGACCAGAAAAAGGACGUGUUUGCAAAGGUUGUUGAUUUCGAGAAGACACUUGCUGCAGCAUCUCCUAGUCAGGAAGAUCGUGAAGAUGUGACGGUAAGCUCUACACCUCCGUCAUUUCCAGGACACACAUUGACGUUUGGCAAGAAAUACUACAACCCAAUGCUCAUCGAGGAAGCUGCCGCAAUCGCUCCAGAGAUCGAGUUGAAAGCGCUGAUCGAAGGUCAAGCGCCUGAGCAUACCAAAGUAGGGCGCGUUAUUGUCAUGACACCGGACUAUCUCAAGCAGCUCUCUGUUAUCCUCGCUACUACCGAAGACGAUGUAUUGCAAAGCUACUUCCUAUGGAAGGCGAUUCAAUCACUCUCUACUUACAUUGAUGCGGAUGCUAUCAAGCCUUAUCGGCGCUUUGUUAAUGUGCUCGCUGGCAAGGAUCCUGAUUCCGCCCCUGAAAGAUGGCGCACAUGCGUUAGUCACGUCGAUGGUGGCUUGGGCUGGAUCCUCAGUCGAUUCUUUGUUGAAAAGGCCUUUUCUGCUGAGGCGAAGGACUUCGGCGACACUAUCAUUACCGACAUCAAGACAGAAUUCACCAAGAAGCUCAAUGCUGCUGACUGGAUGGACGACGAUACGACGAAGAAGGCUGUUGAAAAGGUUCAUAAUAUUGUCCAGAAGAUUGGUUACCCGACCAAGAGUCCUGACAUUAUGGAUCCUCCCACACUUGAGAACUACUACGAGUCUGUUAAUGUAUCUUCCGACGCGUUCUUCCGAAACGCUCUUGCUAUGCGCCGUUUUGGUAUAGAUGAAGAGUGGUCAGCUCUGGGCAAGCCUGUUGAUCGCGACCAAUGGGACAUGACCGUGCCGACUGUCAACGCAUAUUACAACCCCCCCGGCAACGAGAUCGUUUUCCCGGCUGGCAUUAUGCAAUUCCCAGUCUUCGACGUUGACGUUCCUGCUUACAUGUCGUAUGGCGCGUUCGGCUCCGUUGCUGGCCAUGAAUUGAGCCACGCAUUCGAUUCCACAGGCCGCCACUACGAUCAGAACGGCAACUACACAGACUGGUGGUCGGAGUCAACCAUCAAAGCAUUCAAGGAGAAGACGGACUGCUUCGUCAGCCAAUAUGGAAAUUUCACUGUCCCAGGGCCAGAUGAUAAGCCACUCCAUGUGAACGGUCGUCUUACGCUUGGCGAGAACAUCGCCGACGCAGGAGGACUGUCUGCAUCAUUCCAAGCCUGGAAGCGUCGCGCUGCUGAGAAGCCCAACAAGGAUCUACCUGGACUAGAUCAUUUUACACAAGAUCAACUCUUCUUCGUCAGCUACUCUAACUGGUGGUGUGGGAAGACAAGGAAGGACACAGCUAUUAAUCGCAUUUACACGGACCCCCACGCGCCCAAAUGGGCCAGGAUAUUGGGGACAAUGGCAAACAGCCGUGAAUUCAGAGAGAGCUUUCAGUGCAAGGUCAAGGAGCCGACGUGCCAGCUAUGGUAG
This is a messenger RNA of Plenodomus lingam JN3, 1563 nucleotides long. The record is from RefSeq and is a predicted model, not a curated record. NCBI's taxonomy places the organism in Eukaryota, Fungi, Ascomycota, Dothideomycetes, Pleosporales, Leptosphaeriaceae.